This is a messenger RNA of Cladocopium goreaui, 405 nucleotides long. Lineage: Eukaryota; Dinophyceae; Suessiales; Symbiodiniaceae. The record is from the annotation of a GenBank genome assembly.
AUGCUUCAACCUUCCUGGGUUGAGGAUCGGAGGGUGGGCCUCUGUCAUCAACCUGAGGCUGCUCAGUCAUCUUCGCUCAUCUCACCUUUUUCGCUGUUGUCCUGCCACGAGGCGUCGAUGGAACUUGCCCAUUCUGUGCUUGCAGCGUUGCAAGGUCCUGGAUGGCAGUCGUUGGGGGCAAAUCCGCCGGCUUCAGAAAGUCAAGGCCGUCCUGGCAAGCAUGGGCACAUUACCAAGGCAAGCUUCUUCUGGGACAUUCCACUGAAGAAGGCAUCUUAUCAAGCGCAUGACAGAGGCCAAAAAAGCCGAAAGUUGUUGAAGCGCAUCAUGAUGAACCAUACCUUGGAGGAUCUUCAGCUGGUGGCAAGGCAGGACAAGCAGCACCUGAAGGACCCAAGAAAGUGA